AUGCAGCCACCACCGCGAAAAGGGAACUACACCAAGUUCCUGAAGAACCUGCACACCGAGCAGCUGGCCAAGCUAGCGCUCAAGAACCAGAAUGAGUGCGAACUGCUGGAGGACAUCCGCCAGUUCACGCUCAAGCGGUCGGCCAUCGAGAAGUCGUACAGCGAGGCCCUGCUGAAGAUCUCGUCGGCCUAUCUGAACAAAAAGCAAGCCUGCAUCCCGGAGAUCAAAAUGGACGGCGCGGACGAGAAAUGGAACAUGUGGAGCGUGUGGCAGACGGUGCUGGAGGAGAACGAGAAGCUCGCCCGGGCCCGGCUUGCGGCGGUGGAGGUGUUCCAGCAGCAGAUCGCCGACGAGGCGAAGGUGCUGCGUAGCACCAAGCUCAACAGCAGCAAGCGGUGCAUCGAGCAGCUGUCGGUGGUGCAGAAGGAGCUCCAGAACUCGGUGCAGGACGUGGACAAGACGAAGAAGAUCUACUUCGACGAGGAGCACAGUGCGCACGACGUGCGCGACAAGGCGCGCGACAUCGAGGAGAAGCUGAAGAAGAAGAAGGGCUCGUUCUUCCAGUCGAUCACGUCGCUGCAGAAGAACAGUGCCCGGGUGACGUCGCGCAAGGAGCAGCUGGAGGAGAAGUCGACCGGCGCCCGGAACGACUACAUCCUCGGGCUGGCGGCGGCCAACGCGCACCAGAACCGCUACUUCACCAUCGACCUGCAGACGACGAUGGCCACGAUGGAGAACUACGUGUACGAGCGGGUGGCCGACUACCUGGCGCUGAUCGGGCGCACGGAGCUGCUGACGUGCUCGGCCACGCAGAACUCGUUCGGCAAGAUCCGCGACCAGGCGCAGCAGUUGACGCGCGAGUACAACCUGCAGUGCUGCUACCUGUACUACCCGGUGCUGAAGCAGCACAUCCAGUACGAGUACGAACCGUGCGACAACGACCAGGUGACGAAGAUUACGGCCGACCACGACUCGGCGGCGGAGACGCUGAGCCGCGAGGGCAAACGGUGGGCCGGCCGGGUGGCCCGCGAGAGCAACCUCGUCCGCGAGUGUGCCCGCAAGCUGGCGGUGUGUACGGCGCUGCGCGAGGCCGGCCACCGGAACGACCCGAACGACCAGAACGGGCCGGACCUGGAGACGAAGAUCGACGAGUUCCGCGAGACGAUCCGCCGGUCGGAGAUUGCGAAGGCGAAGGCGGAAGCGCGCCUCGAGUGUCUGCGCAUCGGCGGCAUCAACGUGGACGAGUGGAUCCAGGAGGCGGAAACGCUCAGCGUGCAGGAGAUGCCCCGUUCGGCCAGCUCCCUCUCGAUGCGUACCGAUGCUUCCGGCCAAGGGGAGAAUCCCAGUUCCGACUCGUUCUACGACAGUGACAACGCCGAGCAGGACCAACCGGUGUCGGAGUCGUCGCCGGCACCGAAACAGCCGGAACCACCGGUGGACGAGUUCGUGGCCGACAGUGACGACGAUGAGGGUAAGGGCCAACGGGCCAAAACAAACGCGGGGUUCGAAGCCGAAGCUAAGCAAAGCCUUUUCCCUGCAGACUUUGGUUUGGUGGAACAGGAGCGGCAAAAGAUCGAGCAAAUAUCGCACGGUUGGGACGAUCCGGUCAACGUGGACUGGGGUGCAGAGGAGGCGGCAGCGGCUGCGGCCAGUGGUAGCACCAGUGGGGCGGUCGAGUCGGUGCCAUCCAGCGCCCAGCAGCCCCGUAGCGCGGCCCAAACGUUCAAGUGUACCGCGCUUUACUCGUACACCGCGCAGAACCCGGACGAGCUGACGAUCGUCGAGAGCGAACAGCUGGAGGUGGUCGGCGAAGGGGACGGCGAUGGGUGGCUGCGGGCGCGGAACUACCGCGGCGAGGAGGGCUUCGUGCCGCACAACUACCUGGACGUCGAGCGGGACACCCCGGUGGACACGCACACCGGUGGUCCCGCCCAGCUGACGUCGCAAAUUUCGUUCUCCUCCGUCGACUACACCGUCGACAACGAGGACCAGGACCACAUGCAGGACUCGGGUCAGUCGCCAGACCAGAUCUCGGUCAUAUCGGCACCGCGCAAGCUCAACACCCAACUGUACUGCGUGGCGCUGUACGACUACGAUGCCACCGCCGAGGACGAGCUGACCUUCGAGGAGGCCCAGAUAAUCAAGCUGAUCACCAAGAGCCCCCACGGUGUGGACGAUGGCUGGUGGGAGGGUGAGCUGAUGGGCAAGAUCGGCAACUUCCCAUCGCUGGUGGUGGAAGAGUGCGACGAGAACGGGGAGCCGCUUACCGAUGCCGAGGAUGAGUCGCCGCCACCGUCGGCACCGCCAACGUUUGCCGCACCGGCCCCACCGCCGCCGAUGAUACUUCACGAAGCAACACCACCGGAAGGUGAAAGUCCAAACUUGGCCAACUCGGGACCAGCGAUCGAUAGGUUUGAGUUUGAGCUGAACAACGUCCAGCACGAGCAGUACGGGACCCAGUUUUCAGCUCCGCCACCGUCGCAGCCACCACCGGUUGUGAUCUGUGAGGAUCCGGAGGCCGAGGAAGCAGCCACUAUCGAGGAGGAAUCUCAGCGGCAAGGCGCAGCGACCGCUACCGCAGCAGCUACUGCUAGUGGCGACAGCAAUCAGCUGAACUUUGCUCAGAUCAUCGUGACGGCCGCCACGCCCAUGCACGAGGACGCGAACAAGAAGUUCGACCCCUCAGCCGCCGGCGAGCAGCCGGCCGAACGUGGGACGGACUCCGAAACCGAGGCGGAAGUCGUCGAAAAGCAGGAGCAAGAGAAGCAGGAGCGAAGCAGUAAGAAAAAAUCUCAGGACGUACCAGAAGUCAACCAGUCGCCGGUGACGUCACCGCCCGAGAAGGCUUCCUCGCCGCCGAAACCACCGAAGGCGGCGACCCCACCAAAACCGGCCAAACCUCCGUCGCCACCGAAGCCGGCCCCGCCCAAGGGAACCCCGGAGAAGCCGGCCACGGCACCGAAGCCCACGAACGUGACGGCAAAGGUGGCCAAAAAACCGGAACGCACCCGAAUCCCGGAGCCCGAACCGGAGCCGGAGCUGGUGGAAUCGUCGGCCGGACCGGUCGUCCCGAUCGAGGACCCGGUCGCACCGUUCGAGGCAACGUUCGAGGCGAACUUUGAGGCGAACUUUGCGGUCAACUUUGACGACGCGUUCGGUGGCAGCCAACCGGAAGUUCCGAAGCAGGUGGUCGGCGGCCGGGCCAGCAUACCGGAGGAGCUGGAACCGCACCAGCUAGCGCGGCUACAGAACUUGAAGGAAUCGAACGCAUAA
Molecule: messenger RNA, 3273 nt
Organism: Anopheles cruzii
Lineage: Eukaryota; Metazoa; Arthropoda; Insecta; Diptera; Culicidae
Gene: nwk
Product: protein nervous wreck
Exons: 8
Coding region: 1-3273 (1090 amino acids)
Biological process (GO): regulation of actin filament polymerization; neuromuscular synaptic transmission
Cellular component (GO): neuromuscular junction; recycling endosome
Molecular function (GO): protein binding
Source: RefSeq, a predicted model, not a curated record